Molecule: messenger RNA, 414 nt
Organism: Trypanosoma theileri
Lineage: Eukaryota; Euglenozoa; Kinetoplastea; Trypanosomatida; Trypanosomatidae
Exons: 1
Coding region: 1-414 (137 amino acids)
Source: RefSeq, a predicted model, not a curated record
AUGCCCAUAGGACUUAUGCGGGUUAUUACAUCGCGGCUAUGGUGUACAUUUUCUUUGCUUAGGACUGUUCUGUUAGCUUUUUGUGCCCUGAAUAUGAUAUUGGCAUUUUUAUUUGCGUGGAUAAUGGACUCAACAAACUUGGCGGUAUUUCACAUACCAGCCGUUGAGCGAGGAUGGGAUCUGAGGAUAAAGGCAAUGGCAUGCCGGCGUGCUGGGAUAUACUUUUUUUUCUUUUUUGUUCUGGUGGUAUUGGCGCCUUUGUGGGAUUUAUUGCGAGGUCCAUGUAGAAUGGUGUUCUGCCGACUGCAGUAUCAUGCGCACCAAAACUGCCGUAGAGUAGUGCCGCGUGACCAGCAAGGUCUUCUUGGUUACAAGGACAGUGACUCAGAUGUUGAGGAAUUGGAUAGGCGCUAG